CCUGCAGAAGUUCUGCCUCCUUACAUUCUCUCACAUUCCAAUGACUCCAUGAGACACAAAUAACCUCCAGCGAAGACCGUUUUUUGUUCAUUGAACCGUUUUGUAUUGAUCCGGACUGGGAAGAGUUUGGGAUUGCACAUUUCGUGUCGUUUUCACCCCUAUUUCUUUUCCUUUUUUGCACUGGCCAUCCAAGUACAAUAGCAUUGCGUUAUUUUUUAACAUCCCUAUAUUCGGGAUUAUAUUUUUAGGCGUUAUAUUUUGACGUAUUUAUUUUUUUAUAGCCUUUUAAAAAGUUUUCCGUUGUUUUUGCACAUCGUUUCAUUUUUCCCGACCAAAGUCGCGGCUUCUUUCGUUUUUUAGUAGCAAACAUAAUAUAGUAAAAGUAUCUAAAAUGACAGGUGUGACUUCUUUGGACGCAGUGAAGAGAAAGAUCCAGACUUUGCAGCAGCAGGCGGAUGACGCAGAAGAUCGAGCUUUGGUUCUACAGCGCGAGCUGGACAAUGAGCGCGAGCUCCGGGAGAAAGCUGAGGGUGAUGUGGCGGGUCUGAACCGCAGGAUUCAGCUGGUGGAGGAGGAACUGGAUCGGGCUCAGGAGAGGCUGGCAACUGCACUGCAGAAACUGGAAGAGGCGGAGAAAGCAGCAGACGAGAGCGAGAGAGGCAUGAAGGUAAUCGAGAACCGUGCCAUGAAGGAUGAAGAGAAGAUGGAGAUCCAGGAGAUGCAGCUGAAGGAGGCCAAACACAUCGCAGAGGAGGCCGACCGCAAAUACGAAGAGGUGGCCCGUAAACUGGUGAUUCUCGAGGGCGAGCUGGAGCGAGCUGAGGAGAGAGCUGAAGUCGCUGAAUGCAAAGCUAGUGAUUUAGAGGAGGAAUUGAAAAACGUUACCAACAACCUGAAAUCCCUAGAGGCUCAGUCAGAGAAAUACUCAGAAAAAGAAGACAAGUAUGAAGAGGAAAUUAAAGUUCUUAGUGACAAGCUGAAGGAGGCCGAGACCCGCGCAGAGUUUGCUGAGAGGACAGUGGCCAAACUGGAAAAAUCCAUCGAUGACCUGGAAGAAAAAUUAUCUUCAGCAAAAGAAGAAAACCUCGGAAUGCAUCAAGUGCUGGAUCAGACACUUCAGGAGCUGAACAGCUUAUAAGAGAGACGAUGAGAGAGAACGACUUCCAUCGGAGCUACAACAUUCCACAAAUACUCUCCUUCAUUCCAACUCGCAAGCUAUUGAGCCCUGUUUUCUCACAGAAUGGGCUAAUAAUUUAAUUUUUGAUCUGAGGUAUUUCUUUUGCGCUUUUAUCCAAGUUGGCUCGAUAUCGCUACUUCCAAAAAAUAGCCAAACAACCUGAGGUGCUAUAUUAGAGUUUUUCCACUAAAACAACGUUAUAAAUAGUUUAAUAAAUGCCAUACCACAUGGAAAGUGAUUAAAUGUUAAUGUGCUGAGCAGAAAUUCACUUGAAGUUGCGCUAUUAAAGUAUUCCGGUCAAAUGAAGACAUUAAUGAUGGUGCUUUAUUCAUUUCAGCUUUUCAUAUGUACAUCAUGCGCUCCAUCCACUGGCCACAUGAUGCACUGCAGUACAUUACUCCACUGAUAAUGCAUUGAAAUACGUGCACCACAGUACCAUGGUAUAUAUCAAAGAGAAAUUUUGUGGAACCACCACAAAAAGGGGACCAAAAAAGACCAAAGAAAUAUUAGCUCUAACUUAGUAAUUUCUGUGAAUGCGUUUUGUUGCUUGUCCCCCUGUCAAAUUAGUUAAAUUCAAAAUGCCGCAAACGUUUCUUUUCCACUUUUCUGUGUAAUAAAUUUUUAUAAAAAGUC
Molecule: messenger RNA, 1810 nt
Organism: Cyprinus carpio (common carp)
Lineage: Eukaryota; Metazoa; Chordata; Actinopteri; Cypriniformes; Cyprinidae
Product: tropomyosin alpha-3 chain
Biological process (GO): muscle contraction; actin filament organization
Cellular component (GO): actin filament
Molecular function (GO): actin filament binding
Source: RefSeq, a predicted model, not a curated record